AUGGUUAAGCCAGGGCACCUUUGUGCCACCAAAAGUUACUGGAAAGCCGCCUGCUACAUCAUAGACGUCCACAGAAUGUUUUAUUUUACAAGACUCAUGUUGUUCUUGCUUUGCCUGAUGGUUCUUGUGGACAGCAGAAGGCCCAGGAGGAAGAGAUGGACGGGCCAGCUGGAAGUGCCCCAGCCGAGUCACUUACAUAAAAAGAACCUCGAUGUGACCAAAAUCCGAGCAGGAAAACCUCAGCCUCUUCUCCGAGUGGACAACCAUGACUUCACCAUGAGGCCGGGUUUUGGAGGCCCUGCCAUCCCGGUGGGUGUGGACGUGCAAGUGGAGAGUCUGGACAGCAUCUCUGAGGUGGACAUGGACUUCACCAUGACCCUGUACCUGCGGCAUUACUGGAAGGACGAAAGGCUGGCUUUCCCCAGCACCAGCAACAAAAGCAUGACUUUUGAUGGCCGGCUGGUGAAGAAGAUCUGGGUCCCCGACGUCUUCUUUGUUCACUCCAAAAGGUCAUUCAUUCAUGAUACCACCACCGACAACAUCAUGCUGAGGGUGUUCCCAGAUGGGCAUGUGCUGUACAGCAUGAGGAUCACAGUGACAGCCAUGUGCAACAUGGACUUCAGCCACUUUCCCCUGGACUCUCAGACCUGCUCUUUGGAGCUGGAGAGCUAUGCGUAUACAGAUGAAGACCUAAUGCUGUAUUGGAAGAACGGGGACGAAUCUCUGAAAACAGAUGAGAAGAUUUCCUUGUCUCAGUUUCUGAUUCAGAAAUUCCACACGACUUCCAGACUGGCCUUCUACAGCAGCACUGGCUGGUACAAUCGUCUCUACAUUAAUUUCACUCUGCAUCGCCACAUCUUCUUCUUCUUGCUCCAAACCUAUUUCCCUGCCACCCUGAUGGUCAUGCUGUCCUGGGUGUCCUUCUGGAUCGACCACAGAGCUGUGCCUGCCAGAAUUUCACUGGGCAUCACGACAGUGCUGACCAUGUCCACCAUCAUCACGGGCGUGAACGCGUCCAUGCCCCGCGUGUCCUACAUCAAGGCCGUGGACAUCUACCUCUGGGUCAGCUUCGUGUUCGUGUUCCUCUCAGUGCUGGAGUACGCGGCCGUUAACUACCUGACCACGGUGCAGGAGCGGAAGGGGCGGAAGCUGCGGGAGAAGUUUCCUUGCAUGUGUGGGAUGCUUCAUUCAAGAACCAUGAUGCUGGAUGGAAGCUGCAGUGAGUCUGAGGCCAACAGCCUGGCUGGGUACCCGAGAAGCCAUAUUCUGCCAGAAGAAGAAAGACAAGACAAAAUUGUGGUCCACCUGGCCCUGGGCACUGAGUCCAACUCCUCCAGGAAGAAGGGGCUUCUCAAGGGUCAGAUGGGGCUCCGAAUCUUCCAGAACACCCACACCAUCGACAAGUACUCCCGGCUGAUAUUCCCUGCUUCCUACAUAUUUUUCAACUUAAUUUAUUGGUCAGUGUUUUCCUAGGGGCUCCAAGGCUAUGCCUAGGAAAGGGCAUGGAUAGUUAUUGGUGGACACAAGGACCUGCUGCCCACGCUCCCCAUGCCACACACACAGCAGCAGCUCCUGGAUCACGUGGACAGCACUCCACUCUCUGAGGAGUCC
This is a messenger RNA of Castor canadensis (American beaver), 1611 nucleotides long. RefSeq names its product gamma-aminobutyric acid type A receptor subunit rho2 (gene Gabrr2). Gene Ontology annotation, molecular function: extracellular ligand-gated monoatomic ion channel activity; GABA-A receptor activity. Gene Ontology annotation, cellular component: membrane. Lineage: Eukaryota; Metazoa; Chordata; Mammalia; Rodentia; Castoridae. The record is from RefSeq and is a predicted model, not a curated record. Gene Ontology annotation, biological process: monoatomic ion transmembrane transport.